Molecule: messenger RNA, 2727 nt
Organism: Ascochyta rabiei
Lineage: Eukaryota; Fungi; Ascomycota; Dothideomycetes; Pleosporales; Didymellaceae
Exons: 2
Coding region: 1-2727 (908 amino acids)
Source: RefSeq, a predicted model, not a curated record
AUGAGUUCGCGCCGGCCCCUCCAACCUACCCCCGCGUUGUCGGCAAACGUGUCGAGCACGCGCUACGCCCGCACCACCACCACGAGCAGCCAGGGCGCAGACGGGCAUGUCGGUAUGGAGGAUCCAGCGCAGGACCACGUGCAAGACUCUGGGUCGGUAGUCUCGGGCCUGACGUCGCUGGAGGGCGACGACGACUUUGAACGGCUCAUGAUCCAGAACGCGCGUGAUGAGCGACGACUGCACGAAGCUCUCCACGGCCGCGCGCAGCCCUUCCGCAAGGCGCGUACGCAUGCGCGCGUCGGCCUGACGAUAGACAACCUCGAGCGCAACGAUGCGCAGAACAGCAGCCACGACCACAUCAACAUCGACCGCAACAUCAACAACAACAACCACAACAACAACAUCAACGACCGCAACAUCAUCAACAACAACAACCACAACAACAACAACAUCAACGACCGCAACAUCAUCAACAACAACAACAUCAACGACCGCAACAUCAUCAACAACAACAACAUCAACGACCGCAACAUCAUCAACAACAACAACCACAACAACAACAACCACAACAACAACCACAAUGUGUCGUACGCCAAUGCGCGCGCUGCGAUCAAGAGCCCGCCCAGCAGCACUGGCUCGACGCACUCAGACCCGGCGAUACACGCGCCUGCCAGCUGGGGCAGGAAGGGCCGGUCAAGUGGGAAGUGGAUGCGGAGCAUUACGCGCGACGAGCAGCCACAGCAGACGCCGGCGCCACCUGACGAGACCAUGAUUGAGCAGCACGACCGCAGUGGAGCCAAUGCGCCACGCCGCUCCGUGGAAGACAGCCCUCUGUCUCACAAGAGCUUCCACCAGAGCACGCCGCCAAACGACCACUCGGGACAGUUGGACCUCACCUUCGACAUGGACGAGUGCUCCAUCAUUGCCUCGACGCCCUACAUUCCGCGCAACACCAAGCUCGACGACAUACUUGAGCGCGAGCACAUGGCUCGCCUGGAUGGGGUACAGGAAACGUCUCCGGAAGAGAAGCAUCGCCUACCGACUCACACGCACGGCACAGGAGACACCGAUGCCCAAUCGCAACAACAGCGCUCCCCUGUUAGGAGGCUGCACAACAGGACAAGCUCGUGGCAACCCCUGAGCAGACCUCAGCCUGAGCUGGGAGAGGAGAACUCGCCGAUUGCAGUCUACAGGAAGAGCGUAGAAACAGUGGGCGCCGUCGAGCGCCAUGUGGUUGCCAAGGCACAGAGACAGUCCGCCAGGCCCGUCAGCAGUCGACGAACAGACUCGCAGCAUCUUCUGCGCCGUCUUGCACGCGCGUCAAACACACCCAGCCCGAAGGCGCCCACCCCAGCAGCGCCCGCCCCGCCCGCCCCGCCCACGCAGCCGCAAACCUCUCAGACCGCCGUCACCGACGCCUCGCAUACUGCGCUAGAACAGAAGGAGGAAGCGGCGAACGAGACGCCUGCACAGGAAACUGCUGCAGCAUCUACCCUUGCCUCGCAGGAACAACCUCGGCGAGAACAUAGGCAGGACACUCCACACGAUGGAACCACGCCAGAUGUGCCUUCAUCAGCACCGACAAGAGAACAGGUCGACGAGACCCCAAUGCCGACAGAGCACACAAUCCUCAACCCCAAGACCCCUGUCGUCAUGGGCGGAUGGAUAGACACACCCGGCCCUCGGACAGCACAUAAACCACUCGAGCUCCCACAUCCGCGAUCGCAGUCACCUGAAAGGGGCAGUCCGCGCAAGUCCCGUUCGCCCACAAGACCAACAGCGCCCACAAGAGAACAGCAGCCAGCGGCAGAAGCACACGAGGCUGUCCAGCCUUCAUUGCCCCGUCCACAGCUUCCUAGCUCAGCCCUCCAUGCCCUUGUACAGGAAGCCAGAGCUAGCCAUGAUUACGGCGAUGACACAAUCCACUCGCUCGAAGACCUUAUCACCCCUCUCAGCGACAACGAGGUAGAAGAGGACACGCUUCAGGGCCUUGUGCUUCCCACUACUGCACCCCGCAACGAAGCAGAGCGCGAGCGCCAGGCCGAGGUUGUGCACCUCCACCGCCUGAACAAGCAUUUACGCGCUACAAGUACAAACAUACGCGACGUCAGUAGAGGCAUGAGGAGAGUGGAGACAAGGAUGGAACACAUCGAAGUCGAAGGGACCGGCGAGAAGAUACCCGUCAUCGUUCGCGAUCACAGCCACGAAUUCUCUCUGUGGACAUGGUUCCGCAGCUUCUUCUGGGACGGGCGUCUCAAGACGCAGCGAGAGGCCAGGAGCGCACCCUUGAAAAUGUGGGGUGGCAUCACUCUUCUGGGCGUCUUGCUAACAGUGUCUUUGAUCUGGUGGGCGAGCGAAGCUGUCGCUUGUGAGAUCUUCUGCCACCCCGAAUACGCCAGUUACUCGCCACAUCCUUUCGCCGUCGACAUGGACGCACCCAAACGUGGCGUUGUAAUUCCUACGCUUGUAUAUCGCGCAUUGUUUAGGAGUUGGUCGACACCGGUUGUAUCACCUAUCUCCUCUCUUCUUUCUUGGGCUUGGGCCUCACUUUGGAGUUUCGUUUCCGGUGCCAGCGUAGCCGGGUUGAGUAGGGCGUCGCAUACCAUGGCUACGAACAGUGCACCCGGGAUGGCCGCGCAUACACAGGCUUCCUGGAAAAUACAAGAAGAGGCUCACGAGGAAGAUCACUGGGAUUGGAGCAUGGCUGAGGACGAGAUCCUGCGUUGA